Mugil cephalus (flathead mullet) is the source of this 5566-nucleotide messenger RNA. It is a transcript of the gene fam78ab, whose product is annotated as family with sequence similarity 78 member Ab. Bases 473 to 1516 code for a protein of 347 amino acids. The record is from RefSeq and is a predicted model, not a curated record. The transcript has 3 exons. NCBI's taxonomy places the organism in Eukaryota, Metazoa, Chordata, Actinopteri, Mugiliformes, Mugilidae.
CACUACCCCUUUAGACUUUUACAAAACAGCAUCCGUGUAUUUAUUUAAUAAUUAGCGCUCUCAGAACGACUCAUGGUCGAAUGCGCCCAUAUGGAGCGCUCAUGCAUACAUUUCCCAGCGUUCCGCCUCAGCUCUGGGCGGAAGUGUCGUCAUGACGAUACUUAUAAAGCUGCUUCCCUGGCAGCUCAAAUAGACCAAUGCUUUGCGGGGUGAACCUGCCGCGGCUGCGAUGGGACGAGCACGGAGGAAUGACAGCUUGUGCAGGAAUUUAUGCUGAACUGCAUCCCCACCUCUGAGAGGACGGCAGCAGCGGGCUCGGUCGAACUAUGUGACAGCUGGCGUUUCCCCCGUCGGAGGAGACGUUAUUCGCGUUUUAUGCAUUUUCUUUUAAUUUAUUUUAUUUUUCUUUCUUUAAUGUGAAGAAUGGAUCCGGCGAAAUGGGCACAAAAGUUGACCCGGCGGUGUCCUCUGGAUGUUGCGGCUCGCCGGCUCAAACUCGACUAGGUCUCGGCGCAAGUGGAAAUUCUACCUCUCUCUCCGCGGGACGGGGGAAAUCAUUUGCGGCAGAAAUAACCGGCCAGAUAACGGAAUUACCUCUCUGACCGAAGAACUGUGCGAGACGCCGCUUAGCCUCGGAUGUCGCCCCGCUGAAGACACUGGAGACGUUCCAGUGGACUGUUUUAUAGACCUCUGGACGUUGUUGUGGAUUGUGUUGCUAUUUAAUGCAAUGGGCUGCAUCCAGAGUAUCAGGUGUAAGCCCAAGAGUUUCCGAGAGAGUAUCAUCGUCCUGGAGCUGAACACGUCCAUCGACUCCAACCCUACCAGCAUCGACGAGGCGUCAAGCGUGGUCCUGCGCUACCGGACGCCGCACUUCCGAGCUAAUGCCCGAGUCCUGGUGCCGCCAGUAGCCGCUAAAGAGACGUGGACCAUCGGCUGGAUUCAAGCGUGCAACCACAUGGAGUUCUACAAUACGUAUGGCGACAAAGGGAUGUCCAGCUGGGAGCUCCCCGACCUGCGCGACGGAAAGAUCCAGGCCAUCAGCGACUCAGACGGGGUCAACUACCCGUGGUACGGCAACACCACGGAGACCUGCACCGUUGUGGGCCCCACCAAGAAGGACAGCAAAUUCACUGUUAGCAUGAAUGACAAUUUCUACCCCAGCGUGACCUGGGGAGUGCCGGUCAGCGACAGCAACGUGCCUCAGCUCAGCAGCAUCCGCCGCGACCAGAGCUUCACCACCUGGCUGGUGGCCAUCAAUCAGGCCACCUCGGAGGCGCUCGUCCUGCAGACGGUCCGCUGGAGGAUGCGCCUCCACAUCCAAGUGGACCCGGAGAAGCCGCUGGGCCAGAGGGCCGUGCUAAAGGAGCCCGUGGCCCAGGAGCAGCCUCAGGUCCUCGGCAAGAACGAGCCCAUCCCCCCCAACGCCAUGGUCAAGCCCAACGCCAACGACGCCCAGGUGCUGAUGUGGCGGCCAAAGAGCGGUGACCCCGUGGUGGUCAUCCCACCCAAGUACUGACCUGCUUCACUGACCAGACUGGCCUUCGAUACCUUAACAGUAUCAUCUCUUUAUUUGUUUUAUUUCUUUUUCUCCUCACCAGCUCUCACUGCUUCAACCCUUCUUCUAUUUAUUUCCCCCCCCCUCCCGCCUUUCGCCUCUAUAUUCUUCUCUCGUGUUUCAAAAAGACUGACAGAGGAAACCAGCGCUGACAGAAAAAAAAAAAGAAAAAAAAAAAGACCAGCUGUCGUUUCGAGGUGGGGGGGUGGGGUGGGGGUUCGAGCGGACUUUUUAAACUGGAGUGAACGAACUGAACUGCAACCAUUCUACCUUCAAAAACUGGGUCGGGUCUCACUGUGCUAAAUUGCAAAAAUGAUCAUUUUUAAUUUUUACAUUUUUGGCUGUUUGGGCCAAGCGACGUAGGGUUUGUGAGUGUGGGUGCAUUCAAGUAUUUUACACGACCAUGUCGGCGCACGCGCUACAACACAUGGAUAUGCACAAAAUUUGUGUACGAAUACCAGUUGUGUUUUUAUUUAUGGGUUCGAAGGGAGUGCAUUUAAUUACGUUUGAUGUUGUGUUACGUACAUGGCGAAUUGCGUUGGUUGACGUAGUAGAUUUUAGUACUUUUUUUUUAAAAAAGAAAAAGAAAAAAACAUGCAAGACAUUCAAUCCAUGCUGCCUUAAGUUUACAUUGCUUUCCAAACUUUUUAGCCUUAAACAAAGUGCAAUGCAGUAUUUAGUCAUUUGGUCCCGUUUCCUUCCUGACUGUCGGUGCUGGCGCGUUGUGUGGGUUUAGGACAGGAAUGAUAGGACAGGAAAAAAAAAAAUGAUACAAACCUAGGCUUUUAUGUUCCGUCAGAGUGUUUCAACCGAACCGACGAGUCGAGUUUCAAGUGCAUUAUGCAACAGAUGCUCUGCGCAGACGAAUAUAUGGAGAGGAAAAGCCAUCAAUAGCAGUCUGAACAACAAAACCCGACACGCAAUAACAAACGGCUACCCAAAAAACCCUCCGCAGCUGACCUCGGUCCAGUCAGUUUACUCUGUUUGCCGUAGAACUAAAACAGCAGAAAAUACGUUUUCCUUUCUGUGCAUCACUCCAUCUCAGGGCCCCCCUCUUUUCUUUUCAUUUUUUUUUUUUACUUCCUUCCCCUUGGCCUUUCAUCCGUCCUGUCUUGCCUUAUUGCCACGACGAGUAACUGUUUCGCUCACGUUGAACGAUCAACACAAUAACUUUUAACAACUGGAGAAUAAAAGCAGCAGUCUGUCUGCUCUGUGCAAUCUGCUUCUUGCCAUCUUUUGUCAACUUUUAAGAGAAUCUCACGGGGACUGUGUGUGUUAUUGAUGCCUACCUUUAAAACAAAAGCAUCACUUUUGUCUCUAUACAAUUAAAUCCAAUCAUCUUCCUCUCAUGUUAACAGUCUUUUCUAUUUUAUUUUAUUUACUUUUUUACCGUUUCUCCCCCUUUAAUCCUUAUCUACAGCGGUAUUCCUCCUCCCACUUUCUCGCUUCCUCUCCCCUGCCUUCCCCUCCUCUGUCUCUCACUUUUUUAUCUGCCGUCGGGGCUGAAAGGCAGAGCGGGAGGCAUGCGAGUUUGAUGCCGGCUGCUCGGCUGGCAUAUAGAUGACCCACUUCUCUGCCUCGCCGGUUGUGGCUCUCGCUGCAGAAAUGUGGGGCUUGUCUCCCUUUGUUCCGCCGGCGGCAGAACGCAAGACACAUCCACACAGGCGUAAACAGGCGGCCAAAUAUCAAUGAAAGGAUGCCCGCGUAAAUGUUAAUCUCCGCUCGGCUGCAAACGCAAACUGCUCUUCAAAGCCCAAAGAAGGAGGCUGAAUUUGUUUUUUCUCUCAUACGUCAUAUGGGGAAAAAAAAUAAGAGUUUGCUUUCGGAUGAUAGAGACACCUUCCAAAUUCAUUGUGCCUAGUCGCUGUGUCCAUUUGGCUCCAACCAAAGAGAUAAUUUGCAUGCAAGUCUGAUAUGCUCAUGCAUUUCCCAAGCUCUGUAGGCUGCUGCUCCUGCUGCUGCUGUAUAAGCCUCUUCUUCUUACUGACCGCAGCAAUCGUCCGCCGGGGUUGGUUCAGAUCACGUCCCUUUUCAUGUUUUUAAGUUUGAUUUCCUUGGGGAACACACUUGGGAUUCUGCAGAGAGAGCGUAGCUUAGCAUAGUUUAGCGAUCUAGAAAUACGGAAGCCAGCCGGGCUAAACAUUUAGUCGCUGUCACCUCUGAGAGUCACCUUUUAUCUGAUUUACUUAAACCAUCCAAAAACAGAAGUGUAAGAACCUUACACCGCUCUUUGGAGAAGGCUCUGUAGAUACCAAAUAACAUCGAGCCGACGCCUCGCUCAUACAUGUCUAGGCUCCCGACACUCCUGUCCGAGAUAGCCUCUGCUCCAGGCGGAGUCACAAGACAUUGUGAAGGAGAGGUAAGAGGCUAUUGGUGUCAUAAUUAGAUCGGCGCUGACACACUUCGAUGCCCUAGAUGGACUGAACUGUGCAGAGUCGCGCUGCACAUCUCAAGGGCUAGCUGGAGUCACGGCUGAGGUUUAAUGGAGGUCAAAUAGCAAAGGUCUGGGGCAAAGUUUUUGCCGUGUGUGUGUGUGUGUGUGUGCGAAGAGCCGCCACUGUCCUAAAAUGUACAGCGUGCACUUAAAUGUCCGCGUAGGAGGGGGACGAAUAUAAAGGUGACAACAAAUUGGAUCCAUUCAGACAUUAAUACCGGCUUAAAAUAACAUUGACAUUUUCAAAGGGGGAUGUCAGGCGCAAGCCGUUUCGAUUCGCGGCUCGUGUUGAAGGCCGUAGAGGAAGCUCACGUUGGGAACCUAGCGCAGCGCGGCGUCGCUUUAUUUCGUGAGGCGGACAGCGCUCGAGCCGGACGGCGCGUAAAGUCUCAGUGUGCGUUUUGUGUCCCGCUGAUGGGACUUAGGCGGGUUGAGGAGUUUCGCUCGGUGUGCUUCUCCCGUCGCCGACUCACGACACUAUCUCUCACAAACACGAACGCAGGGGAGGUUGUGUCCUUGUCAUGAAGCCGGGGACCGGGCUUGCCCUCGCAAACACGCAUAAACACCCUGAGGGGAAAGGAGCAGGCCUGGCGUGGUAUCUGAUUGUCACAGCAGUGUCACACAGGCAGCGUGAACUCAUUUAUCAGCCUUGCACGUGGCCCGACUGAACACAAGCACAUGCUGCAAAGCCAUAUGCACAAACACACCUGUUUACUAAACAACAGGGAAGGCAUAUACAUCUCCUCAGGCCACGGGCUUGUCAUCUACAAGCAGCAUUUCAUGUUAUAAUAUAGGCAAAGGGCAUAGAGGCUUUAUAUGCUUCCUUAAAUUAUCCGCAGAUGAACAAAAGUGCCAAAAUUGGACAACGCCAAAACUAUGCAGUAGGACAACAACCUCUUGGCACUUCGUAACAGGAAUGUUUUCACUUGUUUUUAAUUAAAUACCAAUGUAUAUUGGCUCUAACGGAGAAACCGAAACAAAUGCAAGACGUGGGCACGCUUCUAGGUCUGUGCCAAGUGAAUGGACGACUCCUCUCCUAAACCCACACCUUUAAAAGUUCCUCCGAGGGCUGCUGCCUUUGCUUCACGUCUUUAUACAGUUGUUUAUACCCGUGAGACAUCAGUGGAUCGUCAUACUUUCGCUCAAACCAAAUUCACACUCAGGACGGCCGGCCUUCAUUUCCUGGCUUUUUUCUUUUCUUUUUUUUUAAACUUUUGGUUCAGUCCCAUAAAAAUCUGAAGUUAGCGUGGGUGCAUCUUUCUCUCGUCCGUACGUCAGAAACUAUAAUUCAUUGUUUUGAACAGAACCCGAAAAAGUAGCACAAACGAAAAUACGAGUGACAAAGUACGCGUCUCGUGUGUUUGUUUUGGUUUCUGGAAAUACAGCACUGGAAAUUGCAGAAUGUUCAUUGUUUUUCAGCUCUUACUUCUAAACCAAUACUUGAAAAAUGGGUCAGUUCUGGCAAAUAUUUAAAACUGUGAAAAUGCACAACGUUGGGGGAAACCAUCCCUGAAAAAAACAGAUUAUAUUAAAAGAAAUGUCUUUUUCAUGAAUGAAUAAAAUGUACGAAUACUGUG